UCAUAUAAAAAGCUUGCCGUAAAACCACCAUCUAUUUCUCUACUGAUCUCAUUUUAUCAUCAUCUUUUAUAAAUACGAUACCUUCAUCUUACUAUCAUGGAAAAAACAGAUAAAGUGUUUGUAGAAAGCUGACAAGCCGCUAAUUAUUCGAGAUUGGGGUUUUUUUAGGUGAUUAAAUGAAUCAAUGCCAUUUCUGCCAUGACAAAAUCUUGACUAAUAAAAAAGUGCUGCUUGUUUCCUGAUGAAAGACAUACCUUAAAUUUUUUUGACAAUUAUGGUCGGUAUCAGAAAUAGAUUACAAAAAGCUGGAGAUCCUUAGGAAAUAAAAGCAGUUUUUGGUCUCUAGAAAUUAACUUCAUAGUUCUUCAUAAUAUAUUCAACAAGAUUUUGUAGGUAAUUGUUUGAUUUCAAAAGCGAAAUUGAUGUUCUACAUGGCACUGAAGACGAUAUAUAUGUGAACUAAAUAAUGUUGCAAAUAUUUUGGGACAUCCGAUCAUAAAAUUAGUCAAACAAAAGUUUGCUCUAUUACUACUUAUAGAUCUUCAUCUACAAAAAUUCUAGUUCUUAACUCUUAAAACUCCAUGACUUUGUUGAACAGCUUUUGCUAUUUUUUUCAGGCUUAAAAGGACAGCGUAAACGGAAACGAAAGAGUCGCUGGAGCCAAGGUGGAAUGCAAACAACGGAAAAAGCGAAACGUUUUGUUUUACAAUUAAAUGAACAAAUGGCACUUUAUCCAGAAGGUUAUUCGGCAAGGAUGACAGAAGAUCAACGAAAACAGUAUGUCGAACAAAAAGAAUUACAAGGCAUCUAUGAAACGAUGAUGUCCAAACGUCAUGAAUUAGAACAGUAUAUAAAACAAAAUAAAUUUAAACAUGAAUAUGAUUCAGAUGAAGAAGUACAACAAGAGGGAAAUGGUACAUGGGAGCAUCAAGUUCGAGGAGCUGAAAUGGAAAUAACAAGAGAAUGGGCAGUCAAGUUAACAGAUAUGGCACGUGGCAAGCAUCAUAUUGGAGACUUUCUUCCACCGGAUGAAUUAGAAAAGUUUAUGGAAACUUAUUCGGCUUUAAAAGAAGGCCGUACUCCGGAUCUCUCGGAUUACAAAGAAUUCAAAAUUCAAGCAGAAAAUAUUGGUUAUCAAUUAUUAGAAAAAUUAGGUUGGUCUGAAGGAAAAGGUUUAGGAAAACAUGAAGACGGAAUAGUUGUACCAGUAAAUAAAGGUAUAACUCCUGUAGGAAAUUCUGGUUUGGGUCAAGAUCGUCCAUCUGAAUUGGCGCGAACCGAUGACGAAUAUCAGAUGUAUAGAAAACGAAUGAUGUUAGCAUACAAAUUUCGACCAAAUCCAUUGGUAAGUGUUACAAUAUGUUUUCUACAAACACUUUAUCUGUUUUUUCCAUGAUAGUAAGAUGAAGGUAUCGUAUUUAUAAAAGAUGAUGAUAAAAUGAGAUCAGUAGAGAAAUAGAUGGUGGUUUUACGGCAAGCUUUUUAUAUGA
Messenger RNA from Didymodactylos carnosus, 1490 nucleotides. The record is from the annotation of a GenBank genome assembly. Lineage: Eukaryota; Metazoa; Rotifera; Eurotatoria; Philodinida; Philodinidae.